This is a messenger RNA of Miscanthus lutarioriparius, 2424 nucleotides long. The record is from the annotation of a GenBank genome assembly. Lineage: Eukaryota; Viridiplantae; Streptophyta; Magnoliopsida; Poales; Poaceae.
AUGGAGCUAGAGGAUCAAGAAGCGCAGGAGCCUCUCCUGGUCACCGCGGCCGGGAGAAGCGGUGAUGGCUGUCACUUAGCUGCGUCCGGCGCCGCCUCGUCCUCCUCUUCGAUUGCGGUGGUGGUCGCCAGCACCGCCGUCUCCGUCGCUGGAUCCUUCGAGUUCGGCAUCUCGGUCGGCUACUCGUCGCCUUCUCCGCCUGGCAUCAUGCGUGACCUCAACCUCUCCUUAGCAGAUGUACCCUCCUUACUCUGUCUUUGGCUCGAUACUACCAUUGGAGCAAUGCUAGGAGCUAUUGUCAGUGGUACCGUGGCAGACCGAGUUGGUCGAAGAAGUGCAAUGGCGAUAUCAGAUCUUCUCUGCAUUCUUGGAUAUCUCUUGAUAACCUUUUCCCAGAAUUUCUGGUGGCUUGACAUUGGAAGGUUCUCAAUUGGAUGUGGAAUUGGCCUUCUUUCAUAUGUGCAUCUGAACAGGUUCCAGUCUAUAUCAGAGAUAACACCAAAGAAUCUUAGAGGAGGAUUCGCAACUGUAAACCAGUUUAUGAUCUGUUGUGGGGCAUCACUUGCUUAUGUUCUGGGAACUUUUAUCACCUGGCGGACUUUGGCAAUCAUUGGAGUGGCGCCAUGUUUGCUGCAAUUGGUUGGCCUUUUUGUGACUCCUGAGUCCCCAAGAUGGUUGGCUAGGUUCGGCCACCCAAGUGCAUUCGAGGCAGCAUUACAGAAGCUAAGGGGAAAGAGAACUGAUAUCUCUGACGAAGCAACAGGGAUCAAAGAUUUUACAGAAAAGCUUCAGCAAUUACCAGAGUCGAAGAUGUUGGACCUGUUUCAGAAGGAUUAUAUUCGUGCUGUUACAGUUCGAGUAGGGUUAAUGGUCCUUCAACAGUUUGGGGGAGUGAAUGCCAUUUGCUUUUAUGCCAGUGAAAUAUUUGUUUCAGCCGGUUUCUCAUCAGGAAAUACAGGAAUGCUCGCUAUGGUUGCUGUUCAGAUUCCGAUGACGGGACUAGGAGUACUUCUAAUGGACAAAGCUGGACGGAGGCCACUUUUGAUGGUAUCUGCAGCUAGAACAUGCCUGGGUUGCCUACUAGUUGGUUUCUCAUUCUUAGCUAAGGUCUGCUGCGAUUUUAUCCUGAUAAGAAGAUCAACAACUUCCCAUUUGUCAGAACAAUGGGCAGACCCAGUGCCAGAGGCUCCCACAUGAGUGGUGUCUGGGGAAGGGAUAAACCGAGACAAGCCUUUCCCCCGCAAAAUCUGCGGAGAGGCUGCUUCGAACCCACGACCUGGUGCCUCAGUGAGACAGGAACAUGAACAUCACUGGGGAAAGGAUCUGAACUUAGUGCUGGCUUUGGCAGGCAUUCUGAUUUUCGGUGGAUCUUUUUCACUGGGUAUGGGGGGAAUACCGUGGGUUAUAAUGUCAGAGAUCUUUCCCAUAAACAUUAAAGGAGCAGCAGGAAGCCUUGUGACACUCGUCAGCUGGCUUGGCUCGUGGAUCGUCUCAUAUGCCUUCAACUUCCUCCUGGUGUGGAACUCCUACAGCAAGUCAAGGCGCACCAAGUGGAAUAGAAUUUUGCUCCAGCAUGGCUCUCGACCUCGAGUGGCAGCAGCCGCCGGUGCUGCUCAUCGUCCCCGCAGUCAUCUCCCCUGCCGACCUACUAGCCUCCCGUGCCGCGGCAGCAGGACGAGGACGACGGCGCUGGUUCUUGUAGCCGCAACGACAAGAGAAGGGGCGAAGACGGCGGCAUUGGCCACGGCGGCGGACGUGGUGAGGGAGUUCUACGACGGCGUGAACCGGCGGGACCUGGCGGCGGUGGAGCCGCUCAUCGCGGAGGGCUGCGUGUACGAGGACCUGGUGUUCCCGCGGCCCUUCGUGGGGCAGGAGCGGAUCGUCGGCUUCUUCUGCGAGUUCAUGGGGACCAUCAGCCCCGACCUGUUAGUCAUCGACGACAUCUCCGCCGACGACUCCGCCGCCGUCGGGGUCACCUGGCACCUGGAGUGGAGGGGGAGGCCAUUUCCCUUCAGCAGGGGAUGCAGCUUCUACCGCUUGCUCGCCUCGGAGUCGGAGCAGCAGCCGCUGCAGAUUGUGUACGAACAACAGCUUCAACUGCUCUCCUCUCAUUUUGCAGUACUGAAUUGUUCACUCGCCCAGCUUCUGGAUUCAAAUCCAUAUUGUGAUAUUGACAUGAUCGAUCUUUCGAUCAGGUAUGGUCGAGACUGCGUGGAGCCUGCCGCCAAGCCCGGGGAUUUGGCACUGUUUGCGGCUGCAAUUCUGCAAUUGCAUCGCUCAGCUUGUGUAUUCAGUAGUUGUACGUAUCAUGGUGGCGCUAGGCAUGAAAGUUUUCAUUGCAUGCAGGUAUGGACCAACAAGAAUUUAAAAGAAAUUAAAAAAUUACAUCGCAGAGUCCGGUCCGAGUCCUUCCAGGAUUACUAA